This is a messenger RNA of Phragmites australis (common reed), 951 nucleotides long. RefSeq names its product protodermal factor 1-like. Bases 86 to 733 code for a protein of 215 amino acids. The transcript is spliced from 3 exons. The record is from RefSeq and is a predicted model, not a curated record. Lineage: Eukaryota; Viridiplantae; Streptophyta; Magnoliopsida; Poales; Poaceae.
AACUCAAUUCAUCAACUCAAGCAUCUCAAGUUUCUCAAUCGGUCCAGCCACACCUUCAGUCUUCUCUGCAGACACUGAGAGCAAGAUGAGCAGCAAGGUUCUUCUUGUCAGUGCUGUCCUGGCGGGGCUCGUCGCUCUGAGCUCAUGCAGGAGCUUGGGAGAGUUGUCUGAACAGAAGACCUACUCUUCUGCUCCCCACUAUGGCGGCUCCCCAACUCCAACGUACGGCUCAGGAGGCGGGUACAAGCCAACACCGACGCCGACUUACGGCACUACGCCAACACCAUCUUACGGCACUACGCCAACACCAUCUUACGGCACUACGCCAACACCAUCUUACGGCACUUCGCCAAGUACACCUUCCCAUGGGUUCCCUGAAAUUCCAAAGCACGGAUUCACUGGAUCCUGCGACUACUGGAAGAAACACCCAGACAUGAUCGUUGCAGUCGUUGGGUCCCUCGGCAACAUUGGCAAUACAUUCGGUGCUGCUUGCAGUAUGAUCGUUGGCAAGAAGCUUGAGAAUCUGCAUGAUGCACUCUCAAACACCAGAACUGAUGGUGUCGGUGCCCUCCUGCGUGAGGGAGCAGCUGCAUACCUCAACUCCAUUGUGAACAAGAAGUUUCCUUUUACCACCCAGCAGGUGAAGGACUGCAUUAUUGUGGCCGUGACCUCUGAAAGUGCCGCUUCUGCCCAGGCUGGGAUCUUCAAGAAGGCAAAUGAAUACCACUACUAGUCCUGGAUGUCUCCUGCCUGAAUUGUAUUUUUCUCGAUUGAUGCUAUCGUUCAUUUCUUCCCCUUGAUAUUUUGUUGGUUUGUCAUGUAAUAUCACUGUCCAAGAUAUGUUGAUGAAUUCCUUGUAUUUUGUUGGUUUGUUAUGUAAAAUCACUUUAUACAUAUUGAUGAAUUUCUUGUAAUUUGUUGGUUUCUAAUGUAAUAUCACUGUCUAAGAUA